GACCUGUUGAGAUGUUUACUUUCAAAGAUGUAACACUUGUCUUUCAAAGGAAGCACUUGUUGCACCUGGAAUAGGUCAAAAUGCAAAGACUGGGAAACUCUUUCGAAGAUGAAUUUCUGUAGCAUUUCAUAAACGUUAUAGUAUUGAGAAUGGAUAAGUGUAAACACGUAGGAAGACUUCGGCUUGCCCAAGACCAUUCCAUUGUAAAUCCUCACAAGUGGCAUUGCAUGGUAUGCAAUACUACAGAAUCUGUAUGGGCCUGCCUCAGCUGCUCACAUGUUGCUUGUGGAAGAUACAUCGAAGAACAUGCACUAAAGCACUUUCAGGAAAGCAGUCAUCCAGUGGCAUUAGAAGUGAAUGAGCUGUAUGUUUUCUGCUACCUUUGUGAUGACUAUGUUCUUAAUGAUAAUGCAACUGGUGAUUUAAAGCUGUUGCGAAGUACAUUAAAUGCAAUCAAGAGUCAAAAUUAUGACUGUACUACUCGCAGUGGCAGGAUUUUGCGAUCGAUGGGCACAAGUGAUUAUCUUUCCCAUAAUAGUGCUCAAGCCUUGCUUCGUAAUCAAGACCGUAUGUUCACAGCUCUAUGGCACAGGAGGCAUGCAUUAAUGGGCAAAGUUUUUAGAUCUUGGUUUGAACUGACACCAAGUGGGAAAAGGGUUUUAGAAGAAGAAAAGCUAAGGGAAGAAGCAGAAGAAAGAAGGAUCAAUGCUAAGAAGAAAAGAGAAGAGAGAAAGCGCCAGUUGAAAGAAGAAAUGGAAAAAAUGCCUCCAAGAAAGAGCUUUCGCUUGCAAAAUCAAAAUAAGGAAUCCUCAAAAAUAUCACUCUAUGCACUAAAAGUGUCACAGAAUUUGGACUCUGCUGUAGAACUGAAAGUAACAGCUACCUCAGAUGAUGUAAAAUUAAAAAAAAUUAAUGACUCUCCAGUUAAACGAAGGCCUACUGUGACUCCUGGUGUAACAGGAUUACGAAACUUGGGGAAUACAUGUUAUAUGAACUCUGUUCUCCAGGUAUUGAGUCAUUUGCUCAUAUUUCGGGAAUGUUUUUUAAAGCUUGAUUUGAACCAAACUCAAGAGUUGUUAGCAGCUGCAGCCAAUGGCAAAACAAGAUCAUCUUAUAAGCAUUCUCCAUCUGCUGGCUCUAUAUUUCAUGUGAACAAAAGUCAAUUUAAGGACAAGGAGUCUUCUGCAAGGCGAUCUAGUGUUUCAUCAGGCUUAAGUGGUGGAGCAUCAAAUAGUAGAAAUAUGGAACUUAUUCAGCCUAAGGAGCCAAGCUCAAAGUACAUUUCUCUUUGUCAUGAGCUGCAUACAUUGUUUCAAGUCAUGUGGUCUGGCAAGUGGGCAUUGGUAUCUCCAUUUGCCAUGCUCCAUUCUGUGUGGAGACUAAUCCCAGCCUUUCGUGGUUAUGCCCAGCAAGAUGCUCAGGAAUUUCUCUGUGAACUUUUGGAUAAAGUACAGCAAGAAUUGGAGACGGCUCGUACAAAAUGCCCAGCCCUCAUCCCUACUUCUCAAAGGAAACUCAUUAAACAGGUUUUGAAUGUGGUCAAUACAAUUUUUCAUGGGCAGCUUUUAAGCCAGGUAACAUGUCUUGCGUGUGAUAAUAAGUCUAAUACUAUAGAACCCUUCUGGGAUCUGUCACUGGAAUUUCCUGAACGAUACCACUGCAAUGGAAAGGAGACAACCUGUCAGCAUCCAUGCUUGUUGACGGAAAUGUUGGCUAAGUUUACAGAAACUGAAGCAUUGGAAGGAAAGAUAUAUGCCUGUGAUCAGUGCAACACAAAACGAAGGAAGUUUUCUUCUAAGCCCAUUAUACUCACAGAAGCACAGAAGCAACUUAUGGUAUGCCGACUACCUCAAGUUCUGCGGUUACACCUUAAGCGGUUCAGAUGGUCAGGACGUAAUCAUCGUGAGAAGAUUGGUGUGCACGUCAGCUUUGAUCAGACGCUCAACAUGGAGCCCUAUUGCUGCAGAGAAUCUCUCAAGUCCCUUGUUCCGGAUUGCUUUAUCUAUGACCUGUCUGCUGUUGUGAUGCAUCAUGGGAAAGGUUUUGGCUCAGGACACUACACUGCCUAUUGCUAUAAUUCAGAAGGAGGAUUCUGGGUUCAUUGCAAUGAUUCCAAGCUCAACAUGUGCACUAUGGAAGAAGUAUGCAAGGCCCAGGCCUACAUCUUGUUUUAUACUCAACGAAUUACUCAGGCAAAUGGACACUGUAAAGUUUCAGCUCUUGACUCACCAUCUGGAAAACAGCCAAAUACUGAAGUUAAUUGUUCCACUGCAGAUAGUAACAGCUAAUCCAAAGCCAAUUUAAUGUGUACAGUACAAGUCUUGAGAGUUGUCACUUGUACAUGUGUUGAGAUGAGUAAGUGCAGUAUUGUACAAUGUAUCUACAUACCUUUUUGUACUAGCUGAAAACUUGUUUGGGGGAUUUUUUUUUUAGUAUAAACACUUUUUAUUGAUGGUAGUUAACUUCCAAAAUUACUAGGAUAUCUGUAUAGCUAUUUUUUUAAAAGAAAGUUGCCAUUUGAAUUGUUAAAUCUUACCUCAAGCUGUUUUUCAGCAUUUUUAUAUUUUGAUAUUUUGGUGUAGAAAACUAUAGAUAAGGAAUUUUGGUGAGCAACUCAUGUAAUUUUGGAUUUUUUUGUAUAAAAAAAUGUGCAUUUUAUACCAUGUUUCCUGAAGUACCAGUCAUUGCAGGCUUAUGUCUUGCUUCCACAGAAUAAAAAAAAAAGA
This is a messenger RNA of Lacerta agilis (Sand lizard), 2726 nucleotides long. RefSeq names its product ubiquitin specific peptidase 44 (gene USP44). NCBI's taxonomy places the organism in Eukaryota, Metazoa, Chordata, Lepidosauria, Squamata, Lacertidae. Gene Ontology annotation, molecular function: zinc ion binding; cysteine-type deubiquitinase activity. Gene Ontology annotation, cellular component: cytoplasm. Gene Ontology annotation, biological process: protein deubiquitination. The record is from RefSeq and is a predicted model, not a curated record. The transcript has 6 exons. Bases 150 to 2288 code for a protein of 712 amino acids.